Molecule: messenger RNA, 778 nt
Organism: Daldinia caldariorum
Lineage: Eukaryota; Fungi; Ascomycota; Sordariomycetes; Xylariales; Hypoxylaceae
Exons: 2
Coding region: 275-574 (99 amino acids)
Source: RefSeq, a predicted model, not a curated record
CUAAGGCAGGCAGUUAACAUGAACUGCUUGAAUAAACAGAAAUGACAAUUCCCCUUCUUGUACAAUUCUAGGGGUUGCCAGUUACGUAUCCCCAUGACCUGCAAUUGCCACAGGGGUUUCAUCAGUAGCUCAUCAGUGGUCAAAUGUACUUUUCUGGUUCGGUGGUGGCGAUACCAGACGUCGUAUUACAAUAAUACUCUUAUAGGCGUUUGUGUCCUAUUUCUGUACUCGAAAGCCACACCAGAUACUAAUUAGCCACGUUUAUACGGAUGGUAUGCCAAAUCAACAGUUGUCGUCGAGACAGUCGUCCUUCCAGGGACGCUCCAUAUUCCCGUGUUCUUUGCGAUUCGGGGCAAAGACCCAGCCUUUAAUUUUAAUGUGCACUGAGCACACCGCGGAGUGCCCUGUCUGCGGGAAACAAUAUCUUGUAUAUGUCGAGUUUUGCAAAGACUAUCAUCCUCCAUUGUUACGGUGCCCUAGGGGAAUAGCCGAAGAGAACGAAGAUAUGCAAGAAGGAAGAUGCCCCAGUCCAGUUUGUCCUUACAGUCGCACGGGCGGUUGCAAUGUCAGUUGACACACUGGAUGUGCUUUUUCGACAAGCCGACGGUUCCAGCUUGGAAAAGCACUCUGGAUCAAAUCUCGGCAAUCAGAGCCUUUCUCCUCCGGUACCGACCUCAACAAUUUGGUCAAUUCCUUGAUACUCUGGAACUUCGAAAUCAUAUUUCUUGGCAAUUGCUGGGGAAACAAAGCUGCGAGGUUGAAUUUGCUCCCCAAGCCA